This is a messenger RNA of Aspergillus glaucus CBS 516.65, 608 nucleotides long. RefSeq names its product mitochondrial 37S ribosomal protein mS37. Gene Ontology annotation, cellular component: mitochondrial small ribosomal subunit. The record is from RefSeq and is a predicted model, not a curated record. Gene Ontology annotation, molecular function: structural constituent of ribosome. Gene Ontology annotation, biological process: mitochondrial translation. The coding region runs from base 62 to 367 and encodes 101 amino acids. NCBI's taxonomy places the organism in Eukaryota, Fungi, Ascomycota, Eurotiomycetes, Eurotiales, Aspergillaceae. The transcript is spliced from 3 exons.
AUAGUUCGCUGUCCCUCAACUUUUCCCUCGUUUCCCGUCGAGCCGGACGAUAACCGCCAAUAUGCCUGCUAAGGGUGCCUCGACCCGUCUCAACCCCGUCCGUUUGCAGACCAUUCCCCAUCUCCGGGUCCGCCGUCCGAAUCAACAUGAGCAGAAUCCCUGCGUGACCGUGAUGUCUACGAUGUUGAGCUGCUGGGCUUCGUCGGGGUUCGGUUCGGAGAACUGUGCGGCGAUUGAAUCGCAAUUGAAGAAGUGCAUGGAUCAACCGAAAUCGCAGGGCGAGAAGAAGAACACCAUCAACUACCACCUUAUGAGAAUGUAUCCGAAGGUCGUCGGGCCCCAGAAGAGGGAUGGCAAGCUUGGUUAAGCGAAUUCUUUCCGUUGGAUUUCUCCCUGGAAUGCACGGUUAUACGACGAUGGUUAUCGGUUAAACUGAAUGGUGGGGGGGAAACGUUCUAUUUUCGGAGUUUGGGUUUCCUUUUUUACGGUAUAUCAAAAGGCCAUGCUCUAGAUUUGAGGGCAUGUGGGUGUUUGCCAUAUGCUGGUCUGUACAUUAUAUGUGAUAUGUUUGAAAAGCUCAAUUUAUGAUCUUCAAGAACUCAUUGACU